AUCGAUUAGUUGGGUCUGUAAUAGCAGCGGAGUUAGCUAGCAGCAGCAGCAGUUUAUAAGGAGCCGACAUCACCUCAGACUGCCGGUCAUGGGUCUGACCAAGCAGUAUCUGCGCUACGUAGCCAGCGCCGUGUUUGGAGUCAUCGGCAGCCAGAAAGCGAACCUCCGCUACGUGACCCUUCGAGGGGGAGAGCGCGGACGCUAUGUGGCCGUGGCCGCGUGCGAACACGUCUUCAUCUGGGACGUCCGGAAAGGAGAGAAGGUCCUGAUCCUGCAGGGACAGAAACAUGAGGUGACGUUCCUGUGCCCGUCCCCUGACGGCGUCCAUAUUGCUGUGGGCUACGAGGACGGAGCCGUGAAAAUCUUCAGCCUGCUGAACGGUGAGAGCAACGUCUCCUUCAACGGCCACAAGUCUGCAGUCAGUGUCAUGCACUACGACGCGCUCGGGGCUCGACUCGUCACUGGUUCCAAGGACACAGAUGUGAUCGUGUGGGACAUCAUCAACGAGUGUGGUCUGUACCGACUGAAGGGCCAUAAAGACCUCAUCACACAGGCCUUGUUCCUCAAAGACAAGAACCUCCUGGUCACAUGCUCCAAGGACAGUUUCGUGAAGUGGUGGGACUUGGACACACAGCACUGCUUUAAAACCAUGGUGGGACAUCGCAGCGAGGUGUGGGGCAUGGUGCUGCUGAACCAGGAGAGCAGACUGUUAACGGGCUCAGCAGACAGCGAGCUCCGAGCCUGGGACAUCAGCUACAUGGAGGAGGAAAAAGCUAAGAGCGAGCCCAAGGUGAAGAAGGUGAAAACUCUGUUGGAUGAUGAUGAUGAUGAUGAAGAUGAAGACAACAAGGAAGAGGCGGAUGAAAGUAUUGAAGAGCGCAUCCUGAGCUGUACGAAGGCCGGCUCCAUCCUGAGAGAAGCCCGGGACCGAGUCGUGUCGCUGACAGCCGACGCCGGGGCCAGAGUCAUCGCCUGCCAUGGUAAUGACUCCGUCCUGGAGCUCUUCACUGUGCUGUCAGCGGUGGAGGUGGAGAGAAAAAUGACUAAGAAGCUGAAGAAAGCCAAAAAGAAGGCAGCCAAAGUCCAGGAAGAUACCGGGGAGGAGGCAGCAGAGCCGGUGGUGGAGAAGACGUUGAAGGACGAAAUUAUCAGACUAACAAACAUCAAGGCCUCGUCUAAGAUCAGGUGGGUGGACUGUCUGUCGUGUGCAGGCGGUGAGCUGAAGGUGGCGCUGCUGCUGCAGAACAACACAGUGGAAACCUACAGCGUAAAGAUUUCUGACAAGACGCCCGCGGCCAAUAAGACGGCUCGACUCACGCUCGGUGGCCAUCGCACCGACGUCCGCACGGUGGCCUUCAGCUCGGACAACCUGGCCGUCCUCUCGGCCUCCGGAGACACCGUCAAGAUUUGGAACAGGUCAACUCUGCAGGUUAUUCGAACCAUGGCCUGUGAUUACGCCCUCUGCUCCCUGUUCGUGCCUGGAGACAGACAGAUCAUUCUGGGAACUAAGAGUGGGAAGCUGCAGAUCUUUGAGCUGGCCUCAGGAAGCCUUCUGGAAACCGUGGAUGCCCACGAUGGAGCGCUGUGGUCCCUGUGUUUGGCCCCAGACCAGAGGGGGAUCAUCACAGGAAGUGCAGAUAAGACGGUGAAGUUCUGGGACUUUGAGCUGAUAAAGGAUCAAGGCACCAGUCACAAGAGGCUGACGGUGAAACACACGCGCACUCUUCAGAUGGAGGAAGACGUCCUGUGCGUGAAGUUUUCUCCCGACCACCGGCUUCUGGCCGUCUCUCUGCUCGACUGCACCGUCAAGAUCUUCUACACAGACACGCUGAAGUUCUUCUUGUCUCUAUAUGGACACAAGCUGCCUGUGCUUUGUCUGGACAUCUCCCAUGACAACACACUUAUUGCCACCGGUUCAGCCGACAGAAACGUGAAGAUCUGGGGUCUGGACUUUGGCGACUGCCACCGCUCCAUGUUCGCUCACGACGACAGCGUCAUGUUCCUCCAGUUCGUCCCCAAGACUCAUCUGUUCUUCACCGCGGGGAAAGACAGGAAGAUCAAACAGUGGGACGCCGACAAGUUUGAGCACAUCCAGACCCUCGAGGGCCACCAUCGGGAGGUUUGGUGUCUGGCCAUCAGCCCCAACGGUGACCACCUCGUAUCCUCGUCUCACGACAAGAGCCUCCGUCUGUGGGAGAGGACCAGAGAGCCCAUCAUCCUGGAGGAGGAGCGGGAGAUGGAGCGGGAGGCGGAGUUUGAGGAGAGCAUGGCCAAAGGAGACGCACCCGUGGUACCUGGAGAGACUCAGGGUGAAGCAGCACCAGCCGGCAAGAAAACCAUCGAGACAGUGAAAGCUGCGGAGAGAAUCAUGGAGGCUCUGGAGGUUUUUAAAGAGGAAGCCAGGAAGAUGGAAGUGCACAAAUACGCCUGUGAGAACGCAGGCAAAGAGCUUCCUCCACCAAAACCGAACCCUAUUCUCGUGGCCUUUGGAAACGUUUCACCGUCCCGCUACGUGUUAGACGUCAUAAAGAAGGUCAGAUCGAGCGAGCUGGAGAUCUCUCUGCUGGUGCUACCGUUCCCUUACGUCCCAGAGCUGCUCAAGCUUUUCAACAGCUACAUCCAGCAGGGCCUGGAGGUGGAGCUCGUCUGCCGCUGCCUGUUCUUCCUCCUCAAAAUCCAUUUUGGUCAGAUCUCCAGUAACCAGAUGCUUCUCUCUGUCAUCGAUGACCUUCGGAACAAUACGCUGUCAAAAGUGCGCGAAAUCAGAGACGUGAUGGGCUUUAACAGCGCGGCGCUGCAGUUCCUCCAGAGGGAGAUCGAGAGCAAAGAGGAGGUGAUGUUCUUCGCCGAGGCGACGGGUCGACUGGACGAGAAGAAGAAGAAGAAGAGGAAGAGGGAGCGGGCCGUCCUGACCAUCGCCUGAACCACAACGAACUUUCUCUCGACCUGUUUGUGUAUAAACAGACGCUCUCAGCUUCAUUUCAGGAGCUUUUUUUUUUUUUUUUGUUAUGUUAUGUUGUAAAAUCCUGUCCAGAUGUUACAAAAUGUUAUUCAGGGACACGCUUCAUUUCUCAAAUAAACUACGUCUGAGGUUUUCUCACA
Mugil cephalus (flathead mullet) is the source of this 3102-nucleotide messenger RNA. It is a transcript of the gene wdr3, whose product is annotated as WD repeat domain 3. Lineage: Eukaryota; Metazoa; Chordata; Actinopteri; Mugiliformes; Mugilidae. Gene Ontology annotation, molecular function: snoRNA binding; protein binding. Gene Ontology annotation, cellular component: Pwp2p-containing subcomplex of 90S preribosome; small-subunit processome. Gene Ontology annotation, biological process: maturation of SSU-rRNA. The transcript has 27 exons. The record is from RefSeq and is a predicted model, not a curated record. The coding region runs from base 89 to 2923 and encodes 944 amino acids.